Molecule: messenger RNA, 996 nt
Organism: Penicillium soppii
Lineage: Eukaryota; Fungi; Ascomycota; Eurotiomycetes; Eurotiales; Aspergillaceae
Exons: 2
Coding region: 1-996 (331 amino acids)
Biological process (GO): lipid metabolic process
Molecular function (GO): phosphoric diester hydrolase activity
Source: RefSeq, a predicted model, not a curated record
AUGGCCUCAGCUCACUAUGGACUGACACGGGCAGUGCUGAGCCUCAUCCUGCUCUUCCACCCUGUGCUUGCAUUGCAAGGAACAAGCACACUUGUACCGCAGGCAUCUGUUUCGGUACCAACAUCUUCAACCGCCUCAGCGUCAAUGUCAACGCUAGCGGCGGCAGCCUGCAACGGCCGCUCCGAGUACUGCACGCGAUCCUAUUCAAACAUUACAUUCGUAGGAUCGCACGACUCAGCAUUCGUCGGGCCUCUGCCCCAGCAGAACCAAAACAUCAAUAUCAAAGCCCAACUUGACAUGGGGAUCCGAUAUCUGCAGGUUCAAACCCAUCAUUCCAUUAUCGACAAGAAUACCUUAGAACUAUGCCACACAUCAUGCUUCCUGGAAGAUGCAGGAACGCUCAAAUCAUUCUUGACAACCAUCAAAAAAUGGCUAGAUGCAAAUCCCAACGAGGUCGUCACCCUCCUCCUAACGAACGGCGACUCGGUAUCAAUCACCGAGUUCGGCGAUACUUUUACCAGCAGUGGGAUCGUCUCUUACGCUUAUAACCCUUCUGCAAGCCCACUGUCAAUCGCCGACUGGCCGACACUAGGCGAUUUAAUCUCGAUUGGAAAGCGACUAAUCGUGUUCUUGGACUACGGUGCCAACACCAAACAAGUAAAUUACAUCCAUGAUGAGUUCGCCUACUACUUUGAAACAGCAUACGACGUCAUAGAUGCCUCUUUCUCAAGCUGUAGUAUUGAUCGACCCUCUGGCGCCUCUGCUACAGGUCGCAUGGGUCUGGUUAAUCAUUUCCUGGACAUUGAUAUCCUCGGUGUGAAGGUUCCAGCUAGGGAUAAGGCGGCAAGAACUAAUGCUGCGACGGGGGUGGGCAGUAUUGGUGCCCAGGCGAGUUUGUGCGCGGGGUUAUAUGGGCGUGCGCCGAAUUUAAUUUUAGCGGAUUUUGUGGAUAAGGGGGAGGUGAUUAAGGCACAGAAUAAUUUGAAUGGGUUUUAG